This is a messenger RNA of Gossypium raimondii (Peruvian cotton), 1919 nucleotides long. Its product is annotated as glucan endo-1,3-beta-glucosidase 7. Gene Ontology annotation, molecular function: hydrolase activity, hydrolyzing O-glycosyl compounds. NCBI's taxonomy places the organism in Eukaryota, Viridiplantae, Streptophyta, Magnoliopsida, Malvales, Malvaceae. The transcript has 4 exons. Bases 103 to 1578 code for a protein of 491 amino acids. The record is from RefSeq and is a predicted model, not a curated record. Gene Ontology annotation, cellular component: plasma membrane. Gene Ontology annotation, biological process: carbohydrate metabolic process.
UCUUCCCUUCCCGUUGCUUGUUUAUUUAUCGCUGCGACACUUUCACGAAUGAAUGAAAUCAGACUUUGUAACGUGCAAAACUGAGAGAUCAUCCCUUCAGUUAUGUCUGCGCUUCAUUUUACUGUAACUUUCCUCCUUCUGACUCUGUUACUGGAAGUAAAUAAAGCAAAAUCCCAAUCAUUUAUUGGCGUAAAUUAUGGACAAGUGGCCGACAAUCUACCAUCACCGGCAGCCACGGCAAAGCUUCUCCAAUCCACUUCAAUCCAAAAGGUCCGACUAUACGGCUCCGACGCCGCAAUGAUCAAAGCGCUAGCCAACACCGGAAUUGGCAUCGUCAUCGGCACGGCCAACGGUGACAUCCCUGCCUUGGCCUCCGACCCGAAUUUUGCCAAAAACUGGGUGGAUACAAACGUAGUUGCUUAUUAUCCAGCCAGUAAAAUCAUCCUGAUUAACGUUGGCAACGAGGUCAUCAUGUCGGGUGAUAACAAUUUGAUAUCUCAGUUGUUGCCCGCCAUGCAAAAUGUCAAGAAUGCCCUCGAUGCGGCUUCGCUGGGGGAUAAGGUGAAGGUCUCGACGGUGCAUUCAAUGACUCUGUUGAAACAGUCUGAGCCGCCAUCUUCUGGGAGCUUCGACCCGGCUUAUGGAGACAUGUUGAAGGGAGUCUUAGCAUUUAACAAUGCUACCGGUUCACCUUUUGCCAUUAACCCGUACCCUUUCUUCGCUUACCGGAGCGAUCCAAGGCCUGAAACGCUGGCGUUCUGCUUGUUCCAACCCAAUUCGGGGCGUUUGGAUGGCAACACGAAAAUCAAUUACAUGAACAUGUUCGACGCUCAGGUGGACGCUGUUCGUUCUGCAUUGGAUGCCAUGGGGUUUAAGAACGUCGAAAUCGUGGUUGCCGAGACAGGUUGGCCGUACAAAGGAGACAGCGAUGAAGUAGGAGCAAGCAUUGAGAACGCCAAGGCUUACAAUGGAAACUUGAUUGCGCACCUUCGGUCAAUGGUGGGGACUCCAUUGAUGCCGGGGAAAUCUGUCGACACAUAUUUAUUUGCUCUCUACGAUGAGAACUUGAAACCCGGACCAACUUCCGAAAGAUCCUUCGGGCUUUACCAAUCCGCCGAUCUCACCAUGACUUAUGACGUUGGCCUCUCAAAGAGUAGCAGCCAGGCCCAGACUCCGGCCAGUCCCGCAACAGAGAAGACACCAGCGACGCUGUCAGUAGUGGCACCAUCGCCGGAGCCAAAGAAAGCAUCUUGGUGUGUUCCAAAGAAAGAUGUUACAGAUGCCGAAUUGCAGGCAAGUUUGGAUUAUGCUUGUGCACAUGGCAUAGAUUGUAGUCCAAUCCAACCGGGAGGGUCUUGUUUCGAGCCAAAUACACUAUCAGCACAUGCAGCAUAUGCGAUGAAUCUCUAUUAUCAAAGUUCUGGCCCGGAUCCAUCGAGCUGUGAUUUCUCACAAGCAGCCAUGCUUUCUUCUAGCAACCCAAGUACAAAUUUCUUAAAGUGGACCUCUGCUUUUUACUGUAUGAAUACAAUUGUUAAUCUCAUUUUAUAUGAAUAUUUGGCACUUUACAGGCUAUAAUGGUUGCACUUUCCCUGGUGGGAGUACAUGAAAAAGGAGAGUAGUAAUUCGGGCAGAUGAAUGAAGGGCAGUGGGGGGCAACUUUUGUUGUUCUUUAUUUUCAUCAACUUUCAGUAAUGGUAUUGAGUGAUUGGCACUUCUUCGAGUGUGAAAAAGAUGAAAGAAAUGCUUACCUUUUUUAAUUUAGAAAUUAGGACCUCAUGUCUUGUUGCAUUAUAUAUAUGGAUGUAUGUAUGCAUGUAUUUGCAAAGGAUUUAAGAAUUGAUGCAAAUUAUUGUUGUACUUCAAAGCAGCAAGUGCUGUCUUUUUAUAAAGGCACAUUGAAGAUGACUUUUAAGUAA